Messenger RNA from Dimorphilus gyrociliatus, 2516 nucleotides. Lineage: Eukaryota; Metazoa; Annelida; Polychaeta; Dinophilidae. The record is from the annotation of a GenBank genome assembly.
UCCGUAGUAAUGCUUUUCACAAGCUAUUUGUAAAUAGAAAAUUAUUAUAUUAUUAUUAAUUUAUUAAUCUGGUUAAUAUAAUUUAUAAUAUUUACUAAAGAAAGAAUAGUUAUUUUAUUAUUACGUACGUAUUUGGCAAUAUUUGCCUGAAUAUCCUAUUUUACAUUCAAUACAACUGCCAUCGUUUCGUUUACAUUUAGCUCCUUUACAGUUGUAUUCUUCGCAAGAUUUACGGCAUUUUUCGCCAUACCAACCGUUUUUACAAGAUUCCUUACAAGUUCCAUUUUUAAGGCAAUCGUUUGUAGAACAAUAACGACUGCAUGGCUUAUUACAAUAAUCUCCAAAAUAUCCUUUUGCACAAGCGAAGCAUGUCGUAUCAGUUUUUGUACAAUUGUACUUGGCUAGGCAAUUUGAAUUAUUUAGACAGAAUUUUUUACAUUUAUCAUAAUCACAAUGUUUUAUUUUGUAUUUUUCCAUACGAAAUACUCCAAGAUUUAUAAAGAAAACUAAAAGAAUUAACAAUCCAACUGUAGACAUCUUUUGUUAAUUAUCUUGUAAAUGCUUUGUGAUAGAAUAGGAAACUGAUUCCUUCUUUUGCUUUUUAUUUUCUUUCUAUCUAUAUCUCUCUGUCUCUGUCUCUGUCUGUCAGUGUCUAGCACCGCUCCUACAUAAGUACACUCCACGCACAAGAUUGAAAUUGUUUAUCGUAUAGGCUUUAAGAGGGCUAUGUAACUUUUUCUUUACAGAUAUGUAAAUUGAUUUAACUUUUUUGAUGGAUUUUUUAUAUAUUCAUUUAUUUAUUCGUAUUCUAUAAAUAUUUCUUUUAUUUUCUAUUGAUAAUUAAAAUGAAAGUCCUCGCCCCAAAUUACAAAAGUAGAAGUGAAGAUUUUAAGAAGAUAUUCAAAAAUAUUCCCGGUGAUGAAAGAUUAUUAGUAGAUUAUUCUUGCGCUCUUCAAAAGGAUAUUCUAGUCCAUGGGAGAUUAUAUAUUACACAAAAUUGGAUAUGUUUCUACGCUAAUAUAUUCCGUUGGGAAACAAUGUUAACCAUCAGAUGUGAUAAUAUUAAAGCUAUAACCAAGGAGAAAACUGCUAGAGUUAUACCGAAUGCCGUUCAGAUAUUAACCGAAAAUGAGAAAUAUUUUUUUACAUCGUUCGCUUCGAGAGAUAAAGCUUUUCUAAUGCUUUUCCGCGUUUGGCAAAAUGCUCUAAUGGAUCAACCUAUGGAUUCUCAAGAAUUAUGGCAAAUGGUACAUCAUUCGUAUGGCGAAGAGUUAGGAUUAACGUCUAGUGAUGACGAUUAUGUAGCUCCACCUGUUGAUGAAGAUGAACAGUCGAGUUCAUUAACUGUUCAUUACAAAUCUAAGGCACUUGAUGACGAUGGAUUGGAUAAUGUUAAAAUAUCAAAGGAACCAUCUUCAUCGCUAAUAACACCAAAUUCAUCUUAUUCUCCAUUGGAGGACGACGGUUCACCUACAAUUGAUCAAACAAUGACUGCACUAAAUGACGACCCAAGCGAUUUCGAAAUGUUUACGGAAAAUCUUUGCGAAAGCCAUGAACACCCAGGGAAAUUGUAUUUGGACGAAGUAUUUUCAAUUGAUGUCGAUCAAAUGUUUCAAUUAUUAUUUACCGAUUCGGAAUUUUAUUUGGAAUUUAUAAGGGCUAGAAAAACUUCUGAUUUAAAACUAACACCAUGGCCUGACGAAUCGGACGAGAAUGGUGGCAAAUGUCGAACGAUUACUUAUACAUUGUCCCUAAACUAUCACAUUGGACCAAAAUCUACUUUAUCAAUUGAAAAACAGACUAUGCAAUCUGAUACUCGACCUGGUAAUUGCUAUAUAAUUGAUACAGAAGUAUCAAAUCCAAGCGUUCCACAUGGCGAUUCAUUCUACGUUUUUAGUCGAUACUGUAUUCUAAAAGUAUCAGAGAAAAGGUCAAGGUUAAAGGUACAUAGCGAAGUACGUUAUUUAAAGAAUGCAUGGGGUUUAGUUAAAACUGUACAUCUUCGAAAAGAAGCGGAUAGAGUUCAAGAAUUUCAUAACCCAUCUGUAACAACAAUAGCCAAUUCUAAGAAACGCCAAAAUAGACGUCGCAGGAAAAAUUCUAUCGAUCGAAUAGUUAAAGUAUUACCAGACACAAACAUACAGAAUGAAAGGACUUUUGUGGAAUUUACUUCAUUCAUUAGGAUGGAUACUUAUACACUAAUUAGAUUAUUAUGUAUUUUAUUAGGCCUUUUAAUAUUUAUGAAUCUAUAUCUAUAUAUGAAAAUAUCCCAAUUAGAGUCUAAAGCAAAUCCAGUUUUUAGCAGUAGAAGAUAUGAUUUUAGGCCUGAUCAGAAUGUACCUGAAAAAUGGAGUAAUGUAAUAAAUGAACAACAGUCUUUGCAUAAGAAUGAAAUGGAAUAUUGGAAAGAAAUUCUUGGCUCUUCAAUUCUAGUCAUUGAUCAGAUUAAGAAAACACUUGAAGGUCUUCAAGCUACCGUUGAUCACAAACUACAAGAAUCUACUGCAAAUAACUAA